CAAAUGUCCAACGAAGAACCGAUGUUACGGUAAAGAGCAAAUCAACAUAGAAUUUGCUUUGCAAACAACCAUAUGAAAAAUCUGUUGGCUGCUCUCUUUCUCUCUCUGUGUAUACCGUCUGUUGUGUUCAUGUGUAUUUUUGUAUGUGUAUGUGCACUAUUUGCUUGCUGUUCAUUUGACUGCAUGAACAAAUUCUGUGUGCGAGUGCGAGUGAGUUUGUGGCUGCUGAGUUUUUCAUUCUUGCUUUUUGGAGCGAUGCGAAUGUAUUGGUGUGUAUAUGCCUCAUUUCGUUGCUUGUUUAUUUUCUUUUCACUUUGGCUGUACGGCAUACAGUCGGCUCUUUAGCCAAUCUCUGAAUCAGUUGGCUCAAGUUACUGAAUACAUUCAGUCGUACUUUUUUUUUCUGGAUUUGGUGAUUCAACAAUAACUUUAAACUCCGUUCAAACAAACCAAAAAAAAAAAAAAACUAUAUAUUUCGAAUUAGCAAAUUUUUUAAAGCAUAAACUCAGUUAGCAUUUGACAAAUUUUACGUGAUUUUUACGAAACAUUUGCAACGAAUCCAAUUUUAAAUAGAAGUGUAUCACACAAAUCUGUUUGAAAAUAUUGAACUUUAUUGUGAUACGAACGAAAGAUCUAAAAGGAAAAUUUAAGCAGCGAAGAGAUAACUAAGGAUUAAAACCGUCCCGAACAUUAUUUUAUGCACAAGCCGGUUCGACGUGGUAAAGUGGAUAUAGCAGAGGAUUGGGAAUUUAGAGAAAUUACACAACAAGACGCGAGAAAAUAAUUCAGACAAUAUGAACGGUUCAAGUUUUGAGUUCAUCCAUACAAAUGGCGAUAUGCUGUCUCACAAUCAACAAAAGGGCUGGUGGACCAUCGGUUUGAUCAAUGGCCAACAUAAAUACAUGACAGCCGAAACAUUUGGCUAUAAGUUGAAUGCAAACGGAGCCAGUCUCAAGAAGAAACAGAUGUGGACGCUCGAACCAUCCAGCACCGGCGAAAGCAUCAUUUAUUUGCGAUCACAUUUGGGCAAGUACCUGUCGGUUGAUUCAUUUGGUAAUGUGUUAUGUGAAUCAGAAGAACGUGAUGCGGGAAGCCGAUUCCAAAUCAGCAUAGCGGAAGAUGGUUCCGGUCGGUGGGCAUUACGAAAUGAAUCUCGCGGCUAUUUCUUGGGCGGAACACCCGAUAAGCUGACUUGCACAGCGAAAGCACCGUCGAAUGGCGAGUUCUGGAGUGUUCAUUUGGCUGCGAGGCCACAGGUGAAUUUGCGCUCUAUUGGUCGCAAGCGAUUCGCACAUCUCUCGGAAUCACAAGACGAGAUUCAUGUUGAUGCAAACAUUCCAUGGGGAGAGGACACCUUAUUCACACUUGAAUUCCGUCUGGAUGAAGGAGGGCGAUAUGCAUUGCAUACAUGCAACAAUCGGUAUUUGAAUUCGAACGGAAAAUUGGAAUUGUAUUGCACUCCAGAGUGCCUAUUCAGCGCCGAAUAUCAUAGCGGCCAUCUUGCUUUACGCGAUCGCCAUGGCUCAUACUUGUCGCCCAUCGGAUCGAAAGCUGUAUUGAAAACACGUUCGCAAACGGUUACACGCGAUGAAUUAUUCUCAUUAGAAGAUUCAUUGCCACAGGCAUCGUUGGUUGCCGCAUUGAACUUAAAAUAUGUGUCCGUCAAACAGGGUGUUGAUGUAACUGCCAAUCAAGACGAAAUCGGCACCGAUGAAACAUUCCAAUUGGAAUAUGAUUGGUCAGCACGACGUUGGGCAUUGCGCACCACACAAGAUCGCUAUUGGUGUUUGUCAAACGGAGCCGGCAUCCAAGCAACUGGAAAUCGUCGAUGUGCCGAUGCUUUAUUUGAAAUGGUAUGGCAUGGUGAUGGUUCGGUAUCAUUCCGUGCCAACAAUGGAAAAUUCUUAGCAACGAAACGUUCCGGCCAUUUAUUCGCAACAUCCGAAUCGAUUGAAGACAUCGCCAAAUUCUAUUUCUAUUUAAUCAAUCGUCCAAUUUUAGUGUUGAAAUGUGAGCAAGGAUUCGUCGGCCUUCGCACUCACAGCACAACGAAAUUGGAAUGCAACAAAGCAACAUACGAAACCAUUUUAGUGGAACGAUCUGCAAAGGGCGUUGUUUACUUCAAAGGUCAAAAUGGUAAAUACUGGCGUUUAGAAGGUGACGGCAUCAGUGUCGACGGAGAUGCCCCUCGCGAUGGAUUUUAUUUGGAAUUGAGAGAACCCACACGCAUCUGCAUUCGAUCAACAAGCGGACGUUACUUGGGCGCCACUAAGAAUGGAACAUUUAAAUUGUUGGACGAAGGCAGGGAUUCUGCCACACACUGGGAAUACUAAUUUGGCAAUCAUCAUUAAUGCUUCUUAGCCAGAUCUAAGUAACAAUUUCUUCGAUGUGUGUAAUUGUAUCAUUUAACAAUUGAAUCGAAUUCAUUUCAUAUAUAUUAAAUAAUAAUUAAACGAAUGAAACAUUUCCAAACUUAUUGCAAGCAAGAACGUACGAACGAAAGAAGAAAAAAAAAAUGAAAGAAAACAAUUUCACGUAAUUAGAAGCAUAACACAUAUUCAUAUUAGUUGUAUUCAAAAUCUCGUUUCAUUUUAUGACACUUUUUUCUCUACUUCUUUUUUUUUAUUCCUUUUAAUAAUAUCUGUAGACUUUACUGUUAUAGGAGCUUAGAUCUUGAGUCUAUCAUCAGUGAUGAUUCAUUAAUAGCAAUAGAAUAAAAAUCCAAGUUGCAAAAAAAAGAAACACCAAAAUACUAUAGAGAGAGAAAAAGAAAGUAAAGCCUGUUUACCAAAAUAUAAGGCUGCCCAAUGCAACGUUGAGCAAGUAUAAUAGUUCUAUCAAACCAGCACACACAUAUAUAUGUUUUUCUUUGCUUAGAAUAACAUACGAAACGUUUUUGUACUUUUUAUACAAUCAACCGCAGGCCAGACAAACAAAAAUAAACUAGAAUUUAUAUCGAAAUAUCAAAAGCACAUAGCAAAACGCACUGCCCUAAUGAAAACAUGAGAAAUUAAAUUCAUUUACUGCUACAAUAGACAAAACAAGAGCAGUCGCAUGAAAUAAAACGCCUGGAAUUGUUGCGCAUAAAAUGUAGAAUGGACUUUUAUGCUAAGCCAAGUUGAUUUAUGAAAAAGGAAAUGCUCACAAUCAGUGUGAUUCGAGUCGAAUUAUUCGACCGAUAUAUUGAAUUCAAAAAUAUUCACAUCAUUUAUACACAAUGUUUAAAAAGUGAAUCAAGUGAAAUAGGCAAGGGUACGUGAUCAGAAGUUGAUGGAAGAAAGUACACAGUCAAAGAUUAAUAGAGAAAUGACUAUUAUUGUAGCACUAUAUGCGUAUACAUUUUUUUUUAUUUCGCUAAAGUAUCGUCCUAAUUAUCUUCCAUAUUGCAAACAACUCAUCCAAGUAUUUUUCUUGUCAGUCAUUCGUUCGUCGGAAUUUCAAUCGUGGUUAUAUUUUGUGUGAUGGGCGUUUGUUGAAACUUUAAUGAAGAUCGUUGUGAAAACACUGGAAUUCGACCGAACGAUCAAGUGACGCAAAAGAAAAAAUCGCAAGAAUUUUGUAUGUAAUUUAUUGAUAAACAAAUAAAAAAUAUUAAUCCAUUGUAUAAUUAUGAGGAAUGAAAUAAAAUUAUCGUAAAUUAUUAUCGUAAA
Sitodiplosis mosellana (orange wheat blossom midge) is the source of this 3650-nucleotide messenger RNA. RefSeq names its product protein singed (gene singed). Gene Ontology annotation, biological process: establishment or maintenance of cell polarity; cell migration; actin filament bundle assembly. The record is from RefSeq and is a predicted model, not a curated record. Lineage: Eukaryota; Metazoa; Arthropoda; Insecta; Diptera; Cecidomyiidae. Gene Ontology annotation, molecular function: protein-macromolecule adaptor activity; actin filament binding. Bases 795 to 2333 code for a protein of 512 amino acids. The transcript has 9 exons. Gene Ontology annotation, cellular component: actin cytoskeleton; cytoplasm.